Conger conger (European conger) is the source of this 2949-nucleotide messenger RNA. Its product is annotated as lysophosphatidic acid receptor 2-like. The record is from RefSeq and is a predicted model, not a curated record. Gene Ontology annotation, molecular function: lysophosphatidic acid receptor activity. NCBI's taxonomy places the organism in Eukaryota, Metazoa, Chordata, Actinopteri, Anguilliformes, Congridae. The coding region runs from base 422 to 1534 and encodes 370 amino acids. The transcript has 4 exons. Gene Ontology annotation, cellular component: membrane. Gene Ontology annotation, biological process: G protein-coupled receptor signaling pathway.
CAACGACAGUAUUGUAGAUCGCACCCGACACUGCCGCGCCCUUUCUGUCGAGGUGACCGUACGCAGGUACACUACUGAAGAGCGCGAUCUGUCCAAAACUGGAGUGUGGAUUACAAUACCCAGAGCCAUCUGCGGUAUUUUACCUCUGUUCAUUUCGGUGGAGGUAUGGACUAAAAACCAACAGGAAUCGCAGGGGUCCGUGCGGGAGUAGACGUGGUCUGGGAAACUGACAUGCCCAUUGGAGGAGAGCCGGGACCAGAGUGACGUCCCUCCCCCCAGUUGAAACAGAAGCCAAGAAUCCCACAAACCCCUCACAUGAGAAGGGGAGGACAGUCAUUCCCACUCCCUCUGUAGUACCCUGUCCCUUAGUCCAUCCCAAACCCCUCCUCUGCGCCCCGUCCUUCCUCCCCAAGCCUCCAAGAUGGACACCACUGCCGAUGACAAGGUCUGUCACUUCAAUGAGAGCGUGGAGUUCUUCUACAACGAGAGCGGAAAGAGGAUCAGCCUAAGAUGGCGCAAACGCGACUACCUGGUGGUGGCUCUGGGGCUGACCGUCUGCGUCAUCGUUAUCCUCGCCAACAUCCUGGUGAUGACGGCCAUCGUCAUCAACCGCCGCUUCCACUUCCCCAUCUACUACCUGCUGGGCAACCUGGCGGCGGCCGACCUGUUCUCCGGGAUCUCCUACCUGCACCUGAUGUUCCACACGGGCCCCUGGACGCGCUACCUGUCCCAGCGGCAGUGGUUUGUGCGGCAGGGGCUCAUCGACACCAGCCUGACCGCCUCCGUGGUCAACCUCCUGGCGGUGUCCGUGGAGCGCCACCAGACGGUGUUCACCAUGCAGCUGCACAGCACCAUGACCAACCAGCGGGUGGUGCUGCUGAUCCUGGGGAUCUGGGUGGUGGCCAUCAUCAUGGGCCUGGUGCCCUCCAUGGGCUGGCACUGCAUCUGCGACCUGGCUGAGUGCUCCACCAUGGCGCCCAUGUACAGCCGCAGCUACCUGAUCUUCUGGGCCGUGCUCAACCUGCUCACCUUCUCCAUCAUGGUGGCCGUGUACACCCGCAUCUUCAUCUACGUGCGGCACAAGAGCCACCGCAUGUCCCAGCACACCACGCAGGCCCACCACCGGCAGACCGUCGUCAACCUGAUGAAGACCGUCUCCAUGAUCCUGGGAGCGUUUGUGAUCUGCUGGACCCCGGCGCUGGUGGUCCUCCUGCUGGACGGGGUGAACUGUGAGAGCUGUAACGUGCUGAGGUACGAGAAGUACUGCCUGGUGCUGGCCGAGUGCAACUCCCUGGUGAACCCCAUCAUCUACUCCUUCCGGGACAAGGACAUGCGCCGCACCUUCAAGCGCAUCCUGUGCUGCCUGUGCCGGCGGUCCUCCGACCAGGAGGGGGAGCAGUCCAGCAUGCACUUCAACACCCUGGAGCAGGAGAAUCACAAUCGUGACAUGGAGUCAUCGGAGGACAAGAUUAACGACGGCCGACGCUUAAUCACGCAGAACAACGGAGAGCGAACCUCUUCCCCAGCGAGCUGAGACUGAGGAAGAGGAGGGACGAGGCCAGGACAGAACUGAUUGGACUGCUGUGGUGUCCGCUGUGUAUUUCCACACCUCGUGUGUGUGCGUGGGUCUCUGUGUGCGUGUCUGUGUGUCUGAAAGUGUACCUGCAAUGUGAGACAGUGAAAGUGCUUGAAAGUCUAGAUUUUAAAAUAUUUUUUUAGUAACUCAGAAAAUGAGUAUAUAUUUUUGUUCCUAACCUCUUUGAGUGUACAGCACCUUCCUGUAUAUAAAGCAACAUGGCUGCCACUGGCCAUACACAAACAAGCUGAAAUACCCAUCAUUCUGACCCAGUCACACAGAUGAGCCGCUCAGGUCUGGCCACUUCCCCAAACAUGACGGGAGGAUUCACGUACAAGUUGUGUAUGCAUUCCAAAGAACCUUUUCUGUACAGAGUUCGCUAUCUUUAAUUCCGUGUAUUGUCAUGUGUGUAUCCAAAAGCUAUAGGAAAAGCUGCAAAAGCUAAAAGGAAGGUACAGAAAACUUCCAGGAGAGAUGUCUCCCAAGCUCCUUUGCAACUACUUGACCCUAGUUGCUGACUCAACUGUUCUACAAUAUACAUGAGUGGUGAUGAAUUUGGUUAGGACUAUAGUGGAAUGGUUGGGGCGCUGAGCUUGUAAGAUUAAGACCCCUGCUAACACAAAACAUUGUCACAAUGUCGCUGCCAUGUAGUGGCAAUGUUAUGACAUUGAGAAAACAUUCCAGUAACAUUGGGAGAACAGUCUGUGUUAGCUCCCAGGGGGGGUACAGCAGUAUUCUGCCUGCAUUGUGGUGCUUAGAUUCUCCACUUUGCCGAGCAUGGCUUGUGACCUGCUGAAAACAGUCAGACUGCAUUCUAUCAACUGGCCAGAGGGGGCGCCACACACUGAUCGUGAAACACCUUAUUAUUUCACAAGACCCAUUCUGCUACCCAUGACCAAAGUUGAUGAUAGAAACGAAAAAAUAAGCAUCGCACUUAUUGAAUAUCAAUGAUAUUACUUUAUUAAAAUUAGGUAUCUCCAGAACCUCUGCCAUUGGGGUGGUUUGGGAAAUUGCCCAUGAAAGGGAACCCCAGUGAAAGUACUUGCCUAAGUUUUUCAUCAAAUGAAGGGACUUUAGGUACUUUACUUGGCAGUUUGGUGGACUCCAAGGCCAAAGAGAGAAAAUUAACCUGCAUACUCCUGCACUGACCAAAAAUAAGUCUGUUUCAAGUGUUUGGAUCUUGUAAUGAGACUUAAAAUCGUACUUUUCCGUCGGAAGUAGAAAAUAUUAGCUUGUUUUUAGUUACUCUUUGCUUGACAAGUGUAUCAUCUUACGCCAUUUGCAAAUCUUGAAAUGAGUCAAACUGUCCCACCUAAUUGGCAAUCUUGUCUUAUUGAGCAAAAAUAAGAAAUAAAGUUUAAUUUUUUUACAAA